AUGUACAUCCAACAAUCGUCAUCUUCAUCUUCCUCAUCAUCUUUCUUCUCCUUCUCCACGUCAUCAUCAUCGUCGUCGUCGUCACUUCAUCACCGUCAUCAUCACAAAACCAUCCUUAACAUUAACAUCAUCCUCUCCUGCAUCAUCUUACUCGUGACGAUCUUUCACUCAAACGCCCUUGACCCAGUGGUCAACGUGGCCCGCGGCAAGCCAACAACUGCCCAAUUAACAUGCGGUUUUGCCGGCCCAGAAAGAUUCAUCAGCCACAAGUACACCGGCGUUCAAACUUCUCAGAACGUUGAGACGUGUUACAAUGUGAGUUCCUACCCCUCCUCCAACAUGGUGGAUGGCAACGAUGGUACUUGGUGGCAGAGCACCUCCAGAAUCAACUUCAUCGGCCAGGGCUACGGUGUCAAUGGAAAACCAGAUGCCUUCAUUGAACUUGAUUUGAAACAGAUGUUCGAAGUGCAGAGCAUGUCACUGCUGUUUGGAGAUUCACAGAGGCCUGGCCGGAUGGCUUUUUACAAAACUACCGACGCCAACACCAUCUACCAGAAUUGGUUUUACGUGGUGUCAUCUUCAUUGGAUUGCAAGACGUACUUCAACGUUCCAGUCUUACUGCAGGCCAAUGGCAUACAGUCAACUCCAUGUAUGCUCUACACAGCUCCGCCGUCCAUCAGCCAAAAGGUCGAAUACACGUUCACGAACCUAGUCCCACAAGCUAAGCCGUGGGUGAACGUUAGGAAGAUAAAGGUUGAAUUCUAUCAGAUAGAUCUGACGCUGGGUGUAACCGCUGGCUCAAAUGACUUCCAACACUACACAGUAAGGUCACUGGAUGUUUUCGCAAAAUGUCCAUGCAACGGUCAGCUGACCGAUUGCUUGCUGGACAACACAACGAACGAGCAGACGUGCGUCUGUGGCGGUUUCACCGCGGGAAAGUUCUGCGAAGUUUGUCAGCCACUCUACAAUAAUAAACUCUACGCUUAUGGAACGCCAUGCGAAAUGUGCAACUGCAACAACCUCGCGACUAGCUGCCAUUUCGACGCUGUUCUUAACACUGGCGUCUGCGACAACUGCCAGAACUUCUCGGCCGGGCCAAAAUGUGAUUCGUGCGUAGACAACUUCUACAAGAGCCUCACUGACGGUAGGUGCAUUCCUUGCAGCUGUGCUGGGGACUACGUGAAACCCGGUGGUGGCUGCUACAAAACCGCAUCUGACGUCAUACCCGCUGGGAACCCAAACCCUCAACCUGGGGAUUGCUACUGCAUGCCCUACAUCAUUGGACCGAAGUGUGACAGGUGUCAAGAUGGGGCCUAUGGACUCAGUGCUUCCGGGUGUACAGAUUGUGCUUGUUUAGUUAACGGUACAAUAGGCGCAUCAAUACUUUGUGACAGCGCUGGUCAGUGUGCUUGCAAGACCAAUGUGAUGGGGGCUCGUUGUGAUACCUGCAAGGAUGGCUGCACGGCGUGUGGUUGCGACAUCGGCGGUUCGACGUCGACCACAUGUGACAAGACGAGUGGUCAGUGCACGUGUGAAAUUGGCGUUACUGGGAGGCUCUGUGAUGGACCAGCUGCCGGCUUCUACUAUCCAAACCUUCAAUUUUUGUCGGCAGAGCUGGAGAGUCUGGAUGCACCUUGGGACAAAACGACUUCCGGAUACAGUGGUUUUGGCUAUGUUGUUCCUAUAUCUCAGAUCCCGGUAUCGGCGAAUAUUGACCUGACAUCCCUGGUCUCCAGUGACCUCAACACGUUCAAACUGAUGCUCAGGUGCAUGGCCUCUGCUCCUGUUAAUGGAGUGCUGGGAGUUGGACAGAACAACGUGAUAAGCACCACACUGAACAUGGCCAUACCGCUGACAUCGUCAUGGCAGUACGUACCAAUCGGCGAUGUUACACUAACCAAGGGAACCGUGUCUAAGAUUACCAUCACGAUACCGACUAUUGUGCCGGGUACCGCUAUUAAUUUGGACAGAAUCGUUGCCAUACCAGCUGAAUACUUCAACGCCACCUUCUUAUUGGGCCAACCUGCCGACGCCUCCUUCCAAUCUACAUGCAUGCCUCCUGCUAAUGCUGAUCUGGGCACAUCGAACGCGAACUGCCUGAAACCUCUCUUCACCCUCUCGACCUUCAAGUUGAACGGGGCCCUGCCGUGCAAUUGCGAUUUCACUGGCAGCACGAACCUCACGUACUGCGAGCCUGCCGGUGGCAAGUGCCCCUGCAAGCCCGGAGUGACUGGCAGGCGGUGUGAUCAGUGUGAUGUCAACUUUUCCAAUCUAGGAAUGGCUGGAUGUUUAGCUUGCAACUGCACAGCCACGACGUACAACAUGUGCGACCCAAGGUCAGGGUCAUGCCUGUGCCCUCCAGGUUCACAGGGGGACCGCUGCCAGACGUGCAUGCUCAAUUAUUACAGCUGGAAUGAAUUGAAAGGAUGCCAGCCAUGCAGCUGCAACACGAUCGGAUCAACAUCCCUAUCCUGUAACGUCAGCAGUGGGAGUUGCAGCUGCAAGUACGGAGUGACGGGUCUCAAGUGCGAUCAGUGUCAGGACGGAUUCUGGCAGUUGACUUCUGCCGGAUGUUCGCCAUGCAAUUGUGAUCCUGGUGGUGCUGUCAGUCCUACAUGUGAUAAGGGAACUGGAGCUUGUACUUGCAAGUCCAACGUACAAGGCCGACAGUGCACGGAAUGCAAGAUAAACAGCUUCUCGAUGUUUCCGAGCCUGGCUGAUGGCUGCUUGACUUGCAUCUGCAUGGGAAUCACGACAAUCUGUUCCGCUUCCUACUACAUCCCAACCACCAUCGAUCUCACUCCGGAUCUAUCCACGAUAAUCGCCGUCAGCAGCAGCGGCGAUCCCAGUCCGGCGAUCAUCAGCGUCGUUGGAGACAUGGCCAACAUGGCGGUUCCUCAACAGUCGCCUAACAUCUACUGCAUCUCAUGCAUUGCGAUGUACAGUGCAACCACUUUGACCACACCUCCUGUACAACCCCUUCAAGUCAUCGUCAUCAGCAACAAAGGCUCGCAGAUGACUUUCAAGACGUUAAACUCUAACCCCACCAUUCCGCUGCCAAACGUGCCAUAUCAAAUGACCACGAACUUGACCGUUGAAAACUUGGUCAGUCCGACUGUUGGUGUGACCAGGGCAAGUGUGUUGCUACUGCUUAAUGAUGUUAAAGCAGUUCUGUUGCCUGCUGUUUUUGCUAGUGUGGCACAUCAGAGCAGCGUCGGUAGUCUAACGUACCAGAUGCAACCGAAUCUUGUUGAGAAGUGUUCAUGCCCUCCGGGCUACGAGGGAAGUUCCUGUGAGAAAUGUUCGCUCGGCUACUUUCGAGACGCACUGACCACAUCUGACUAUCUGGGCAAGUGCAUUCCAUGUCAGUGUAGCGCCAUGUCCAACACGUGUGAUGAAGUUACUGGUGUCUGUUCUAACUGCCAACAAAAUACUGCUGGAUCGAAUUGUGAGCUUUGCCAACCUGGCUUCUACCGCAACCCCCCCUCAAGUUCAGGGCCUUGUCUAAAGUGUCCGUGUGAAGGACCAAGAGUUAACUCGACCAACUGUGAGGUGAGGAACGGAAGUGUGGUGAUCUGCACGAGCUGCUCCUUCGGCUACGAAGGAGACAUUUGCAACAAAUGCCGAGCCGACCACUACGGCAACCUGGCGACCAAUUUAAUGAACGUCUGCAAGCCAUGCGCGUGCAACGGUCUCAGCACGACUUGCGACGAGUUCGGCAACUGCCUCAACUGCACCAGCUUCACUACCGGAAGUUCGUGCGAGAAAUGCGUCGACGGUAAAUAUAAGGACAGUGUGACGUCAGCUUGUGUGGAUUGCAAUUGUAGUUACACCGGCUCUUCAUCGAACCUUACUUGUGAUGGGGUGACGGGGCAGUGCCGCUGCAAGCACGGAGUCGGAUGGAGAGCUUGUGAUCAGUGCUUGCCAAACUAUUUCAACUUCACAUCAAAUGGAUGCCUGCCAUGUGAGUGUAACACGUUGGGCAGUGCAAGUUCCCAGUGCAUCAGCAAUGGCUCCUGCCUUUGUAAUCCGGAUACUGAAGGAUUCAAGUGCGAUGUUUGUUCCGUUGGAGCAUUUGGGAUACUCAACGGAUUGCCCUGCCAAAAAUGUGCAUGUGACCCAAGAGGUACGGUGAACACCACCCAGGACCUCGCCACAUGUGACAGACUGACCGGCCAGUGCAACUGCAGACCCAACGUUGUCGGCAGGAACUGCAGCAUGUGCGCUCCCAUGUACUCCACAGUACCAGAAGUUUUGGACUGCCAAAAAUGCGACGUCUGCUCCACAAGCCUGGGAAAUGACGUCAUUGCAAUGGUAAACACUGCCACUUCCGGCAUCUCAUCUCAUUUAACUGAACUAGCCCAGUUUCAGCAGCUGAAUCAACAGCUGAUCAGCAGUCAGCUGACGCUAAGCAACUACUGCUUGCAGUUGAACAGCUGCAUUGACGCCAGCAACAGUUACUACUUCUUUAAGAAUGGUUUGCACAUUCAGCUGAAUGUAACUGCUGUCACCAGAGCCAACAAAAUUAUCGAACUAAAUAACACGGCCAACGCAUUGAACCUGAGGGCCGGCCAGCUGAACAACGACACCCUCGCCGAACUCUCCAGAAUGACCGCCCUCAAAACAGAAAGUGACGUCAUGGGUGUGGCCAGCAACAAACUCAACAGCGAUCUUGACUCGCACGUCAACAAAUUUCAAACGUACAACAUGACCGCGGCCAACUCGAAUCAAGUAUCGAGUCUGUUGUUGAGAUCUAAUGAUCUCACGAAACGGGCCAACGAGAUACUGGCUGUACUUCUAACAAUGGAGACAACAACGAAUUCAAUAAAAUCGAAUAUACUCGGAUCUCGGCAAAUAUCAUUGAGUACCGACACCAACAUCCUAUCGCUCAACCAGACCGUCCGAAUGGUUGAUAGUCAGCUGGUCUCAUUUCAAAAUGAUAUCAUCAGUUUGAUCGGUCUUAGGACGCAAUCAAACGACUUGUACAAAUCUUACAGCGACAUCGUACAAUCGACUGAAACCUUGUUAGGCAUUACGAGAACCAACCUCACCAACUGCAUGCUAACCUUCACCGAGUGCCUCAACCUCAUGCACGGAACGUGGACUAACCAACCUCAAAUUUCAAUCGAUUCCGGCUUCCAAUCGUGGAGCCUUGCCUACCAGACAGUCAACCUGAUCUUGACCACGGUCAACUCCAGCCUCAACAACCCACAAUCGAAACUCUUGAACGCCGAGCAGCGUGCAGAUGCUCUCGCCACACAGGCCAACACGAUCAGCGGUUCUUUCGACCAAGUGAAGAGCAAAGGCCAACCGCAAGUAGAUGCCAUCAACAAAUUUCAAAGCGUCAUCGUCAGCCUCCAAUCUGCACUGGACAGCACCAAGAGCAUGAAUGACACGCUCCAAGACGUUCUCAGGUAUUUGAACGCGGCUCCCAUAACAGACCUGCAGAACAGAGUCAACAUCUCUACCGCUAUGGCCAACCAAGAAAAGAGUCAAAUUGAUAACCUGACAUCCAGUUAUAGCGAUGCAGCUCUCAAUAAAGCACUAGACGAUGCGGCAACAUCCUUCCAGAACUCGGUGAACAUGUGGAAUGGACUUGACACACCUCUAAAUAAUUUCUCCAGCUCCUAUACCGACUUGAUGACUUUUAUAUUGAGUAUUUCUCCCUCCCUGAACAACAACUACCAGACGGGGAUGAACCGGGUCCAGGAGGACAACGCCAGCCUCAGCGCACUGGACACCGCCAACAAUGCCCUGAGGUCAAAUGUCGACGCUCUGAACAACAGUAUCAACAGCAUUUCGAUCGAUGUUACGAACGCUUACGUAGAGGAGAGUUCUUUAAAGGCUAACUUAACAGCAUUCAAAGCCAAGUUGGACCAGGUACGUACGCUCACCAUCAACUCGACGAGAACUUCAUUGGACUCUGUGAACGCCUCAAGACCUGCCCUCGAUGCCAGGUUCAACAACGUCAGCAACCUCUUCAAGCAGUUGCAGGAUAAGUUGGCCAAUCUGGAGCAACCUGUGUUUUUUCAACCAAACACUUACGAGCAGGUCAACAACCCGGAUAUCAACGUGAAUGACCUCUACAACAGCCUGGGUCUAGAUUUCAUGUUCCCCAAGCAGAAACGUGGUGUCUUGUUAUUUGUGGAGAACACUCUAUCAAACGAGAAGUUGCUGGUCCAGAUUCUAAAUGGAUCCGUUUGCUUCGAGUACAGCAGCGCGGGCAGCAGGACGAUCGUUUGCAACUAUGCACAGCUCACUGCAGGAGCCUGGUACCGGGUUUAUGCCACGAGAUACGAGUUGGACAUAAAACUGACGGUGAUCCUUCUUUCGACAGGGGGAUCGGUGACAGUCUCGAACACUUCGACAUCCAGCAACAACCUUGGCAUGGUCCUCAACUCGCCCAUCUACGUCGGAGGACUGCCUCUCAAUGCUGCUAAUAUCCAAAAAGUGUACGACAGCGGCAUAGGUUUCAACGGCUGCAUCUAUCGAGUUCUCUAUAAUGGAGUUACCAUGCCAAUCUGGCAGUCAACUUUCAGAAAAGACUCAACAGCUUCCUGCUGCAAGAAGCCGCCACAAGAGCCACAAGCUUCGACUAUCACGUCGUGUGUCACGGCGUACGGAUCGGGUUACAUCGCAUACAACCCAGCAGCUCCCGGUGCUUUCACUGCAUCCAGUGGCGCUUCACUUUCCAUCCAGUUCAGAACAUUUUCUCCGAAUGGAGUUUUGUUCCUAGUGUCGAGUAUGAGCACUGGAGAUUUUCUAGGCGUCUUCCUACAAAAUGGCAAAGUCGUUUUUCAUGUUUCUUCACAGAUGGCACUUUAUUCAGCUCUUACCGAUUCUACUUAUAACAAUGGCAAUUGGUACAAGUUCACAGCCACAUAUUCUCCAUCAAGCAUGACAUUGUUAGUUGAGCGAGUGAACGCCAGCACGGCACAGCCCUCAGAAACGAAGACAGCCACCCUCUUCAAUGCCAACCUCCUAACUCUCAAUGGCGCCAUCUACAUGGUUGGCGGGCAGAAUGGAACUUACAUUCGAGGACCAGUUUCCAAAAGUUUUUCUGGCAGUUUGAUGAACUUCCAGCAUACGACGGCCUCGUCCGGUGCACUUGUACCUCACGUCUGGAGUGCAGAUGUACUCAGCAGUUCGGACGUCGACAUGAAUACAUGUCUUGAUCAAGUACAGUCUGGAUUGGGGUUCUCAACGCCUUCCUCGUAUUGCGUCAUUGCACCGGGUCUCGUUCCCAUUGGCACCAUGGACAUUUCCUUUAUAACGUCAUCACUCAGUGGAAUUUUGUUGUUCGCACCCCUGGAACAGACAGCCACUAGUUCGAACACUUUCCUAUACAUUGCCCUCUUCAAUGGCGACAUCUUCAUCUUCUUUGAUCAGGGUCAGGGCAGACAGCCAGUCUUCAGGACUAGGAGCUUGAUGCUGGCUGAUAACGUCAUGCACAAGCUCUCUCUAGAUUUUAGAUUCGUUAACAGUCCUCGAAUGAAGGUAGACAACUCAGAAGCGUACGUGGGUGCCCUGAACAUGAACUCGAACAUGAAACUAAAGAUGAACCUCAUCUACAUCGGGGGCAUACCACCGUCGGUCUGGAUGGACAACAGCUACCUCCCUAUCAGACAGUCGUUCGUCGGUGGUCUCAAGGAAAUCACAAUUAAUCCGAACAACGCGCCAUCUUACCAGCCGGUCCUAAUCAAAUUUGACGACCCGACCUACUUGAAACUGGAUCAAUGCAAAUCUGUCUACCUCGGAGGCAUCCAAAACCCCUUGACACCUGUUUCACCGCCCUGCAAUCCCUGUCCUAGCUCCGAAACAACUCAAAAGUGCCUCACUCCCACUUCCGUUACGAACAACUCGGCAACGAAUUCAGCGACGACGAGCGGGUACAGUUUUGGAGAUGUUUCAGAAAGUUAUGUGGCCUACUCGGUGGUCGGUGAGGAAAAUGUUUUCGUGCAGGGACUUGUGGUCCAGCUGACAUUCAAAGCCCUCCAGCCAGAUGGCCUCCUGCUAUAUCUCGCCAACCAGCCAACCAGUCCACUGACUGAUUAUUUUGCCAUCUACCUCAGCAAAGGUUUCGUCAACGUCGUCCUCAUGAAUGCAAACUCGCUGAAAACUGUGGCUUCUAAGAAGAGCUACUAUGACGGCGAAUGGCAUUCGGUAACAACAGUCCGGGUGAACAACUUUUUAGCAAUAUUGUUGGAAGACUCGGGCGACUACAACAACAACAACGUCGACAUCAACAGUAGCAGUUCAGCUGUUUCCAACCUUUUCAUUAGCAGUCCGUUGUACGCGGGAGGUCUUCCGCUCUCACUCACCUCGUACCCAACUACCAUUCCCAUUGGUAAAACAAACUUCAAAGGUUGCAUUGGUAACCUGGUCGUUCAGUCGUACAACUACAAAACGAUAACAUUCACAGAAAGCAAAGAACUAAUCAAAGUCGGGGUGUCAAACUGUCUGUCCGGGGCCCAACUAGGGAUGUACCUUUCUACGGCAAACAGCUACGUACAAGUCAGCGACUCCUACAAUGCUAACCCUGUUUAUAGUCUCGUUCCAGGGUUUUCCUUAAUCUUGACUUUCAAGACUAUCGCGACGUCUGGCGUUUUGGCAGUGGCUUGGGAUUCUCCAAAUAAAUUUGUUUCACUUUCACUUAUUAACGGGGAGAGCGUGGCUAUCAGAGCAAUAAUCACGUAA
This is a messenger RNA of Helobdella robusta, 8697 nucleotides long. RefSeq lists its product as hypothetical. The record is from RefSeq and is a predicted model, not a curated record. Lineage: Eukaryota; Metazoa; Annelida; Clitellata; Rhynchobdellida; Glossiphoniidae. The transcript has 53 exons. Bases 1 to 8697 code for a protein of 2898 amino acids.